Messenger RNA from Helianthus annuus (common sunflower), 2369 nucleotides. RefSeq names its product transmembrane protein 209. Gene Ontology annotation, cellular component: membrane. Bases 144 to 2141 code for a protein of 665 amino acids. NCBI's taxonomy places the organism in Eukaryota, Viridiplantae, Streptophyta, Magnoliopsida, Asterales, Asteraceae. The record is from RefSeq and is a predicted model, not a curated record. The transcript is spliced from 7 exons.
AAACAUGUUAAAAUUUUAAAAUACCAGAACCCCCUCACUCAGUUAUAAGAACUCAAAAAGCUUCAUCAAUGGCGGAACAAUAGAACAAACAAACCCUAAACCCUAACUCACCAAAUCACAAAUCAACAGAAAUCGUUCCACCAAUGGAGGCAGGAGGAAGAAAGGACUCAUCUAAUCCGGCGACAAAGUUCGCCGUGUACCAGAAUCCAGCUCUCGCCGCUGCCCUAACCAAAAACAGCCUCCGUCCGUCAAAGUCUACGUUCCUCUUCAUUCUCUCACUCUCAUCCGCUUCUGCUUUCUCUCUCAUCUCCUUCGUUUUCAGGGAAGGCGAUAUCAUUGGCAGCUCCAAACUCAGAUAUGUUACUCAGGAUAUCGCUUAUAUCUUUUUGAAACUGGCGCAGGCUGUCAUGGCUCUGGUUUUAAUCGGAUCCUUAUUUGCACUUCUCAAAGCCAUCGCUUUAUGGAAAUCAAAAGCCGCUACACCCGCAUCUACCUCUAAUGACCAAAUAAAUUUAACCAACCGACAACUAGAGCUGCUUGGUAAAAAACCAAAGGCUCAACAGACUGAAUCAAAGGAGCCACCCAAAGCCAAAACUACAGCAUCACCGUCAAAUACACUCGUCCCCCUUCACCAACCAUUUACCAGUUCCGGGCCCGCGGGUCAUAUGACCCGUUUAAAUAGUGAGAAGUUGACGACAAAUAGCGGAAGUAAGAAGCAUUUGUUCAGCACUCCAUCAAAACCACCGGUCUCUCCGUCAGUGUACCUUGUUCCGUCACAAUCACCGAAUAUAAAAACACCACCAGGCCCGGGUGGACCGGACCACAUUGUUUCAACUCCUUGGUCAAGCAAACGCGGUUCGGGUACACGAGAUAUAUCAACCGAACAACAACUCGAAACAUUCUUAGCGGACUUCGAAGAAAAGUUCUCAACGUCUGCUGGUAAAAUGGCGACCCCACCUCCUACGAUAAGUGGGUUUGGUAUAUCUAGCCCGAGUACGAAUACUUCCGGUACUACGAGAAGUACACCGUUAAGGCCUGUUCGUAUGUCCCCCGGUUCUCAGAAGUUUAGCACCCCGCCAAAGAAAGGGGAAGGUGAUUUACCUCCACCGAUGUCGAUGGAAGAGUCGAUUGAUGCGUUUAAUCGUCUAGGUGUCUAUCCGCAAAUUGAGCAGUGGCGGGACCGUAUCAGGCAGUGGUUUUCUUCGGUUGUGCUGAAUCCUCUUCUUUCCAAAAUUGAAACUAGCCACAUAAAGGUUAUGGAGGCUGCUUCUAAACUUGGUAUAUCGGUUACAAUCAGCAAAGUAGGAACCGAUUUGACAGCUGGCGCUGAUGCAACUGUCGCCUCUAGUGAGAGAACUAAUGAUUGGCAGCCUGCAUAUACACUUGAUGAAGAAGGGCUUCUUCUUCAGUUACGAACUACUCUUGUGCAAACUCUUGAUGCUUCCAUGUCAAGGUCUUUGCUAGGUGGGCCCCAACAGACGCCAGCUCAGAACCUGUCAAUCCCUAUCAUACAGGAGUGUAUAGAUGUCAUUACCGAACACCAAAAGCUUCUAGCUUUGAUGAAAGGGGAAUGGGCUAAAGGCUUGCUACCCCAGAGUCAUAUACGCGCAGAUUAUACCGUACAAAGAAUCCGAGAGCUUGCUGCCGGAACAUGUGUUAAGAACUACGAAUACAUUACAAACAAAAAUAACUCUAGUAAGAAAUGGACCGAAGUUCCUACAGAUUCACAUCUGCUGCUGUAUCUAUUUUGUGCUUUUUUGGAACACCCAAAGUGGAUGUUACACGUGGAUCCUACUUAUCACGCUAGUGUACAGUCGAGCAAAAACCCUUUAUUUUUAGGUUUACUUCCACCAAAAGAACGGUUUCCCGAGAAGUAUUUGGCUGUGAUUUCUGGUGUCCCGUCUGUGCUUCAUCCCGGAGCUUGUUUGCUUGCAGUUGGCAAACAAAGCCCUCCGGUUUUCGCGUUGUACUGGGAUAAGAAGCCGCAGUUUUCUUUUGAGGGAAGAACAGCACUUUGGGACUCAGUGUUGCUUUUAUGCCAUAAGAUAAAGACAGAUUAUGGUGGCAUUGUUAGAGGAAUGCAUCUGGGAUCUUCUGCGUUGGGGAUUCUUCCGAUUCUUCAAGAAGAAAACAGUGAGUGAUGUUUUUCAUAUCUUCUUGAAUCAGGCGUUAAUGAAGAUGAGACGAGAUCAUCUAUUGUUAACAUUUCUAGCGACUUGACAUUUGUAACGGCUAAUGGUUUUAGCGACUGUUUUGAAUUGAGAAAGUGCUAACCAACUGUCUAGUGGCUAACUAGGAAAAGACCAAUUUGAUCGUGUAUGUGAUGAUCGACGUUUUCCUUAUAUUUCUAGUAACCAUUUUGUAUGUUA